AAAAGAAAUAGCUUUUAAUCACAUGAAAAAGUGUUCAAUCACAUUUAUAAAAAUACAAAUUAACCCACACAUCAUUUUCACUUACAAAAUUGGUAGAGUUAAAAAAGUAUGAUAAGACAUUUUCAACCAUUGAUGGUGAAUUGUAAAUUGGUAAAACUUUUAUGGAAGGAAAUUUAGCACUACUAAUCAAAAUUACAAAUGUGCAAUCUUUGACCUACUAAUCUCACCUCUAAGAAUUUAUCCUUUAUAUAUCUUGAACAUGUGUAAAGUGAUGUACAUAUAAGGUAUUUGUUGCAUAACUGUCCAUAAAAGCAAAGGUAGAAACAUCCUGAAUGUCUGUCAUUAGGAAAGUGCUCAGUGGCUAUUUUUUAAAUAAGGCAGAUAUUUGUGUUCAAAUAUGAAAACAUCUUUUAUAUGGCCAACUGGAAAAGGCAAAGUAUAUAGCAUUCUAUGAUUUCUAUUAAUAAUGAAGAGGUACUGAGAUGAUGGAUAAAAGUAGGUACAUUUUUGCUUGUAUAUGUUUAGAAUAUUUCUGGAAGGAUAGCCAAAAGGUAGUAAUAGUGGUUGCUUCCUUGAGGUACACCUGAUGUCUUGAAAUUAUGGUUGGGAAAGACAUAAACUUUCUACUGUAAUAUGUCUUUUUACCUCUAAAAUUUUUUUUAUCAUGAAUGUGUAUUAGCUAUACAAAAUAAAUUGAAUCAAAAAACCAAUUCCCUGCUCAAAGCAAAUCCCUCCCGCUUCUCUCCUCCCCAGUAUUUAUUGCAUCUUUUGUUAUCCUUGCAUGUUUAUAUCCCUAACAAAACCAGGAGUUCUUUGACUGCUACAACUGUGUCUCCAUCGUGUUUGCAUAUCCAGCAUUUGCACAAUGCCUUAAUCAUGAAAAGGGGGUUUUUGUUUUUUUUUUAAAGUGAUGUUUUGAAGGAUGAAGAAGACCCUUUUUUUUUGGGUGGAAGUCAGGCUCCCUUUAAAUAUGACCUAAUAUUGCUGAGCAGGGUUGUGAGGCCCUAAAAACAUCUUCCUACCAUUCCUGGAAUUCUACCUUGAAACAUGUCUCUAUCCUUUAAGAGAAAGAGAGGAGAGAAAAAGGAGAGAGAGAGAAGCUGAAGCUGACUCAAAGAUCUGACUGGACCUGAGCAGUGCCCCAGGGAGAAUCCAUCUGAAAAAAAACAAAAUGUGAUCAUGUGAAUGGACAAGAAGGAGAUGGCUUUAGAUCUUAUAUGCUCUAAACAAAGAGUUAUGCUGAGAGAGAAACUGACUUGUCAUGAAGUCAGCUUUGUUCCGUUGCUAUGUGUCAUCCCUGCUAAUGGUGAGUUUACCUAGGGCAGAGGCUACCAUCUCAACCAUAAAGCUGAAGACACACGCAUCCGUAUUCUAUAGCUAAUUCAGUUGAUUUCAUCUCAGCACACAUACACUGAGCACUGCCUAAGAGCAAGGUUGACCGACAUUUUUAUUAGCAAUAAUCUCUGCCUUCUUCUGAUUACCUAGAGAUUUAAGACCACAUAAUCAUCCUCUACCUCACAGGGUCAAGGGAGUGGGGGAGGAAAUGGGCUAAGAGGUUCUAAAUCCCUCCUAACACUUGCUUCUUCCAAAUCAGCAAGAUUAGAGCAGUCAACAGCUGACUGCGUUCAGACCCUGCAGGCUGGGCUGGCCUGCCCAGGACCUGAGGAGGGGCAGCUCCGGUGGCAAUGUCUGAGCCCCUAGGUGUGCUGGUCCGGGCUGGCCUCUCUAGGACAGUGCAGGCCACGUGAUCCAUCCUCCUAGAGGCAGUGAGCAGGUUAGGGACCCCUACGACAGCCAGGAGGGAAAAAGCAAGGAGUCCACUUCCGCAGCCAUGCUGAAACAGAGCGAGAGGAGACGGUCCUGGAGCUACAAGCCCUGGAACACGACGGAGAAUGAGGGCAGCCAACACCGCAGGAGCAUUUGCUCCCUGGGUGCCCGUUCCGGCUCCCAGGCCAGCAUCCAAGGCUGGACAGAGGGCAACUAUAACUACUACAUCGAGGAAGACGAAGAUGGGGAGGAGGAGGACCAGUGGAAGGACGACCUGGCAGAGGAGGACCAGCAGGCAGAGGAGGUCACCACCGCCAAGCCUGAAGGUCCCAGCGACCCUCCGGCCCUGUUGUCCACGCUGAAUGUGAACGUGGGUGGCCACAGCUACCAGCUGGACUACUGCGAGCUGGCCAGCUUCCCCAAGACGCGCCUAGGUCGCCUGGCCACCUCCACCAGCCGCAGCCGCCAGCUAAGCCUGUGCGACGACUACGAGGAGCAGACAGAUGAAUACUUCUUCGACCGCGACCCGGCCGUCUUCCAGCUGGUCUACAAUUUCUACUUGUCCGGGGUGCUGCUGGUGCUCGAUGAGCUGUGUCCGCGCUGCUUCCUGGAGGAGCUGGGCUACUGGGGCGUGCGGCUCAAGUACACGCCACGCUGCUGCCGCAUCUGCUUCGAGGAGCGGCGCGACGAGCUGAGCGAACAGCUCAAGAUCCAGCACGAGUUGCGCGCCCAGGCGCAGGUCGAGGAGGCGGAGGAACUCUUCCGCGACAUGCGCUUCUAUGGCCCGCAGCGGCGCCGCCUCUGGAACCUCAUGGAGAAGCCAUUCUCCUCGGUGGCCGCCAAGGCCAUCGGGGUGGCCUCCAGCAUCUUCGUGCUCGUCUCCGUGGUGGCGCUGGCGCUCAACACCGUGGAGGAGAUGCAGCAGCACUCGGAGCAGGACGAGGGCGGCCCAGACCUGCGGCCCAUCCUGGAGCACGUGGAGAUGCUGUGCAUCGGCUUCUUCACACUCGAGUACCUGCUGCGCCUAGCCUCCACGCCCGACCUGAGGCGCUUCGCGCGCAGCGCCCUCAACCUGGUGGACCUGGUGGCCAUCCUGCCGCUCUACCUUCAGCUGCUGCUUGAAUGCUUCACGGGCGAGGACCACCAACGCGGCCAGACGGUGGGCAGCGUGGGUAAGGUGGGUCAGGUGUUGCGCGUCAUGCGCCUCAUGCGCAUCUUCCGCAUCCUCAAGCUGGCGCGCCACUCCACCGGACUGCGUGCCUUCGGCUUCACGCUGCGCCAGUGCUACCAGCAGGUGGGCUGCCUGCUGCUCUUCAUCGCCAUGGGCAUCUUCACUUUCUCUGCGGCUGUCUACUCUGUGGAGCACGAUGUGCCCAGCACCAACUUCACUACCAUCCCCCACUCCUGGUGGUGGGCCGCGGUGAGCAUCUCCACCGUGGGCUACGGAGACAUGUACCCAGAGACCCACCUGGGCAGGUUUUUUGCCUUCCUCUGCAUUGCUUUUGGGAUCAUUCUCAACGGGAUGCCCAUUUCCAUCCUCUACAACAAGUUUUCUGAUUACUACAGCAAGCUGAAGGCUUAUGAGUAUACCGCCAUACGUAGGGAGAGGGGAGAGGUGAACUUCAUGCAGAGAGCCAGAAAGAAGAUAGCUGAGUGUUUGGUUGGAAGCAACCCACAGCCCACCCCAAGACAAGAGAAUUAGUAUUUUAUAGGACAUGUGGCUGGUAGAUUCCAUGAACUUCAAGGCUUCAUUGCUCUUUUUUUAAUCAUUAUGAUUGGCAGCAAAAGGAAAUGUGAAGCAGACAUACACAAAGGCCAUUUUGUUCACAAAGUUCUGCCUCUAGAAAUACUCAUUUUGGCCCAAACUCAGAAUGUCUCAUAGUUGCUCUUUCACUGUGUUGUGCGAAACAUCUGACAUUCUCAAUGACGUUGAUAUCGAAAACCUGAGGGGAGCAACAGCUUAGAUUUUUCUUGUAGCUUCUCGUGGCAUCUAGCUCAAUAAAUAUUUUUGGACUUGAGUUGACUUGAGAAAAUUUUUUUUACUUUAAAAUUUUUUUAAAUUCUUAACUUUCCAGAGGGAGGGAGGGUUACAGCAGAAAUUAUACAAGCUUUGGAGUUAGACCAACCUUAGUCAGAAUCCCAGAGCUACCAGCUGUAUGCUUUUAGGCAAGCGACUCUAACCCUUUAAGCCUCAGUUUCUUCAACUGUAAAAUGUAGGCAAUACUUACCCUGCCAGGCUGAGCAACAUAGUGAGACCCUGCCUCUACAAAAACUUAUUAAGAAUUAUCUGGGUGUGCUGGCCCACACCUGUAGUCCCAGCUACUUGGAAGACUGAGGUGAGAUCACUUGAGCCCAGGAGUUUGAGGUUAGAGUAAGCUAUAACCACAUCACUGCAC
Messenger RNA from Gorilla gorilla gorilla (western lowland gorilla), 4163 nucleotides. RefSeq names its product potassium voltage-gated channel modifier subfamily V member 2 (gene KCNV2). Gene Ontology annotation, cellular component: membrane; voltage-gated potassium channel complex. The coding region runs from base 1832 to 3469 and encodes 545 amino acids. Gene Ontology annotation, biological process: potassium ion transmembrane transport; protein homooligomerization; action potential. Gene Ontology annotation, molecular function: voltage-gated potassium channel activity. NCBI's taxonomy places the organism in Eukaryota, Metazoa, Chordata, Mammalia, Primates, Hominidae. The transcript is spliced from 2 exons. The record is from RefSeq and is a predicted model, not a curated record.